This is a messenger RNA of Populus nigra (black poplar), 1428 nucleotides long. RefSeq names its product protein TIFY 4B-like. The record is from RefSeq and is a predicted model, not a curated record. Bases 208 to 1335 code for a protein of 375 amino acids. The transcript is spliced from 9 exons. Gene Ontology annotation, biological process: regulation of defense response; response to wounding; regulation of jasmonic acid mediated signaling pathway. Lineage: Eukaryota; Viridiplantae; Streptophyta; Magnoliopsida; Malpighiales; Salicaceae. Gene Ontology annotation, cellular component: nucleus.
GAGUGAGAUGCCGCGACACCAAACGGCCCCCCCUCUCCUCAACCUCCACGCACUCUCUCGCUCUCCUGCCCAUUCCCCCCUUUAACCUUUUUCACCCUUAAAAGUACAACAGAUUCACCAAAAUGCCACUCAAAAGUGUAAAAUCUCGUUAAAUUCUCCAUCCCUGCAAGCUCCGGUAACCGAUCACCGGACCCGAAACCAAACAACAUGCAACCGGGAGAGACAGUUUCCCGGUCAGCUCUAGAAAAACCCCUUCACCAACUAACCGAAGAUGACAUUUCUCAGCUCACUCGCGAAGAUUGCCGCCGUUACCUCAAAGAAAAAGGUAUGAGAAGGCCGUCGUGGAACAAAUCGCAGGCAAUACAGCAAGUGAUUUCACUCAAGACACUCCUAGAAACGACGCCGGAGACAGAAUCUCCAAGGCGACGACUCUACAUUCCCCCUCCUGAUAACCCUCCUCGUGCCCCUGCAAAUUCCUCUGUCUCGGUGAGGGGAGAAAGUGCCGAUGCACCGAUCUUGGUGUCAGCUGAGGAGUUAGUACCGUCCCGGCAACCCGAUCCCCCGAAUCCCGUUGUUCCCGCUGAUCCCCCGCCGCCGGUGUUUGUCGCUGCCACCGAAAAUGAUUCGGUUUCUCCAAGAACUACAGGGGCGGCAAAAGAAUCAGCAGGACAGAUGACAAUUUUUUACUGUGGGAAGGUAAACGUCUAUGAUAAUGUACCGAGAGAUAAGGCACAAGUAAUAAUGCAUCUUGCUGCAAGCCCAUUUCCUCCACCUCAGGAAGCUUCUUCAAAUGUAAUUCCAGCACUAUGGCCUAUUCCAUGUCAAUUAGAAACUCCAGGUGUCAAAGCAACUCCAAAUUCCACUGUGGUGAUCUUCCCAAACCUGCCAACAGUGAAAGGCGCGGAUGAUGGUCAGCUUCCCCAGGAAGAAAGCAGCAUAGCUCGUGAAGACAACCUAGAAGGCUCAACAAGCAGAAAAGCAUCCUUGCAAAGAUAUUUAGAGAAGAAGAAAGACAGGUUAAAGAACAAGAGAAAGGUGGCAAUGACUUCUGCUAGCGUAGACAUCUACUUAAACCAUCGGGUUGGAGAUCAAAUCUCAAAUGAUCAUUGGAACCUAAAUGAUGCCUGCUCAUCUCCCCAACCUAGACCUCCUCAAACGCCUAAUAGAUGCAACUCUAUUGACAAUUUAGCAAAAAAUGGCAGCCUUUCAGCUGACCUUAAUGAAAAAGGAUAUGCACAAAAGCGUUUACUGCAGUUCAGCUUGUGGUUCUUUACUGAAAGUGCUGAAUGGAAGAGAUGCAACACACUGUUGAAUGUUAUUGAAAAUACAUGUUAACCGACAAACAAGAGAGAAUUGUGAAAGCUUGGACGCACAAUUCUUUUUCUUGAACUGGCAUUACACCUUAGAUAAUGGAUUUUUAUUUAUUUA